Molecule: messenger RNA, 581 nt
Organism: Mollisia scopiformis
Lineage: Eukaryota; Fungi; Ascomycota; Leotiomycetes; Helotiales; Mollisiaceae
Exons: 3
Coding region: 159-422 (87 amino acids)
Source: RefSeq, a predicted model, not a curated record
AUUUACUUUGACGUUGAGCAGAAUCUUCCUACAUCCAUAAGAAAUACGAGUAUCAGCUUGGACAGUAAUCCGCUUACUGCACGUUGAAUCUGCCAACCACUCCUUCCAUCCCUCCUAUCUACACACCAACCCCAAAUCUUCCCUCCAAACCAUCGAAAAUGCCACCCAUCACCCGCACAGCAUCCCCCAUCCUCUCAGCCCUCGCCCGACGAAACCUCCAGCGACCAGCAUUCCGCCAAGUCCGCUUCGCAUCGCACGUCGGCACCGUAUCGGCGUCGAAACUCGGCGGCAAGGCAGAUUGGGGAUAUCAGUGGAAGCGGGUUGGGGGUGUUGCUAUGAUGUAUUUCCCUGUUGUGGCGGUUGUUAUGUUUUGGCCGUAUGGGGUUGAGCCGAUUAUGGCUGUUUUUGAGGAUAAGUGGUAGGAUGGGGUUAUGGGUGGGAUGAUAAGAUUUUGAGAGGAGGGGGAUUGGAUGGGACGGGGAGGGCUUGUUGUAUAUGCUAGGUAGUAGAAAGAAGACGAGAUGGCUUCAGGAUUGAGGUCGGAAUUAGGGCUUGAGUAUUAGAAUGCAUUUUUAGCUUGG